UAAAUUCCGGCUGACGACACGGGACGCUGCAUGCGGAAAGCACUUCGCGUUGGAGCUUCAUUGUGUCUGUGAUCGUUUCAUACAGAUCGCGUGAUCUUAGCGCUCUUCAUUUGCCAGUGAGGAUUUAACCGCCAAUCUGCUGAAGAUAUCAAGGAAGAGGUUUGAUGAUGGAUCGGCCUACAAGAGUAUUAAGACCACGUGUUAGUGGCAGGGUCUACAAACAUGACGUGGACAAGACGGUGGACAAGGAGAAUAGAACAAGACAAGUUGCAAGGAAGAAGGUGACUGUAGCUAAACAUGCCAAAGGACAAGUUCGGAGAGAGCGCAAAAGGGUCAAAUCAAAUGGAGUGCCGACAGUGCAAAUCAGCGAUGAUGAGAUGGCCUUCCUGAUGCGACAGAAAAAUGUCGACAAGUUCUUCGACCAUUCUGGGCAAGAUUACGACUACCAUGAGGAUAUUGUUGCAUAUCUAAAGGAUAGAGAAACAUUGCUUGAUAUGAGCAGAGAAGCCAGUCGAUCUUCUGUACAGCCGUUACAUCGUGAAGUAUUGAUAGAUUGGCUUACAGAUGUACAAGCUCAUCUUGAACUUGAGAAUGCAACGUUACACUUGGCGGUUGCCUUGAUAGAUGCAUACGCAAUGGAGCGGGAUAUCUCUGUACAUUCGCUUCAGCUCGUAGGAAUCACAUGUCUGUUUGUAGCAUCUAAGUACGAGGAUGUGUACGUUCCCAGUGUGUCUACUCUUUGCAUGUUGUGUGCCAGUUGCUACAAAGAGAGUGAAUUACUGAAGAUGGAACCACGAAUAUUACACACUUUGGAAUACAGUCUCUUUUUCCCCACAGCUGUUGAUUUUCUGCCUCUUUUUUUCACCCUUGCUGAUAUUGAGGAUGAGACGCUGGUCUUCAUGUGUAACUACCUGGUGGAUCUUACCUUACCAUUGCUCCAUUCCAUGGACUCACGCCCAUCAAUAUGGGCCGCCGCUGCUAUCUUCUUAUCCCUCACAAUUCGAAGAUCCCAUCACCUAUCUAACAAUGAGAAAAAGAAUCCAUACAGAGUGAAUAGCUGUGGAGAGACUGUAUGGAGUUUACACCUGCAGACAGUGACAAGCUACAGUGAACUAUCCAUGACCAAGGUAGCAAGAAAAAUAGUGGAAAAGGUCCUUGAAUCAAAGACUGCAAAGCUUCAGGCAUCAUAUAAGAAACAUAACAAGGAAAGUUUCCAGUUCAUCAGUGAGGAGAUAUUUCAAUGGUGCUCUGAUCCGGCUAACCUUAUCUCAAACAACCUUGAACCUCUACCCCAAAUAGGUAACACCAUUUAAGAAGCACAACUACCCAGGACACUGCUUCCUCUCAUUUUCUUUCUCAUUUUUUUCCAGAGGAACUUCGAUGAUUUAAAUAUCAGAGAUAAGGGUAUACAUUACAUCUUUUCAGAAUCUUCAAAAUUCAGAGUGCUUCAGUAUACAUACAAUAUGAUAAGACUCUCCUUUCUACAGCCCUCUAUAUUGACUAUUACAGUCUUAGAAAAGAGCACUAAUUAUUAUUUAGUUAUGCCCCCAAAUUGAUUUUUCUGUAAUUAGCUUUAAAGAAGCAUUUUGACACUUUCAGAAUUCUUCAUUGGAAGCAUAAUCCUGGGUUGUUUCAACUGGUGUGUUUUCAUCAAGUGGCCUACCUGACUGAAACAAAAAAAAAUCUUGAAAAAAAAAUGAAUGUAUAUCUUGCCAGAGCAAAGAUGAUAUAUUUUUCAU
Messenger RNA from Lytechinus variegatus (green sea urchin), 1739 nucleotides. Its product is annotated as G2/mitotic-specific cyclin S13-7-like. The transcript is spliced from 8 exons. Gene Ontology annotation, molecular function: cyclin-dependent protein serine/threonine kinase regulator activity. The record is from RefSeq and is a predicted model, not a curated record. Gene Ontology annotation, biological process: regulation of cyclin-dependent protein serine/threonine kinase activity; mitotic cell cycle phase transition. Gene Ontology annotation, cellular component: centrosome; cytoplasm; cyclin-dependent protein kinase holoenzyme complex. NCBI's taxonomy places the organism in Eukaryota, Metazoa, Echinodermata, Echinoidea, Temnopleuroida, Toxopneustidae. The coding region runs from base 165 to 1313 and encodes 382 amino acids.